Lucilia sericata (common green bottle fly) is the source of this 3628-nucleotide messenger RNA. It is a transcript of the gene Tudor-SN, whose product is annotated as staphylococcal nuclease domain-containing protein 1. NCBI's taxonomy places the organism in Eukaryota, Metazoa, Arthropoda, Insecta, Diptera, Calliphoridae. The coding region runs from base 343 to 3117 and encodes 924 amino acids. Gene Ontology annotation, biological process: regulatory ncRNA-mediated gene silencing; mRNA catabolic process. Gene Ontology annotation, cellular component: nucleus; RISC complex; cytosol. Gene Ontology annotation, molecular function: nuclease activity; RNA binding. The transcript has 4 exons. The record is from RefSeq and is a predicted model, not a curated record.
UUGUCGUGUUUGCAGCAAAAAAACACGACAUCAUAGUAUCGUAUUUGCUGCUUGUCAAACCGAAAUUAAACUUCUUGUCGGGCGGAACACAGCACAGUUUGACUAGUAGUAGGAUAGUAAGGAAAAAUUGAUUACAUUUCCAUUUAUUAAAACGGGUUUUCUUACCAUUUUCCAACAACUAACAAAAGACAAAAACAAGCGAGUGUUUAAAUUAUUGCUCAAAGCAAUAAAAUAAUUCAUAAAAAAGUGUAAAACACAAAGUGCUCACACAACACACCCCGCCUCGUCACAUUAAAAGUUCAGCAGAUAUUCAGUCACCGAUUUUAUAAAAAAAAGAAAAAAAUGAGUACAACAAAUGCGGCAGCUGCUCCAGCCACACAAACUUCUGCUCCUGCAGCCAAACUUAAGGGUGUUGUAAAGCAGGUUUUAUCUGGUGAUACCGUUGUUAUACGUGCCCAUAAAGGUGCCCCACCACCAGAAAAACAAAUUACCUUCUCAUAUGUUCUUGCUCCCAAGCUAGCCCGCCGUCCUGGUGCCGGUGGUGAUGAAACCAAGGAUGAACCUUGGGCUUGGGAUUCCCGCGAAUUUUUACGCCAAAAAUUGAUUGGCCACGAAGUAACCUUUAGCUUUGAGAAGCCUCCAAACUCGAAUCGUGAAUACGGUUUCGUGUGGUUGGGCGAUGAAAACGGUGAAAAUGUCGUACAAACUAUGGUGAAAGAAGGUUUGGUAACUGUACGUCGUGACAGCCGUCCCCCAGAGCCCCACAAGCAAGAGGAAUUGCAAAAACUUGUUGAAUUGGAAGAUCAAGCCAAACAUGCUGGUCGUGGCAAGUGGUCCAAUGCUUCUCCCGCUGAUCAUGUCCGUCAAAUUAAGUGGACACAAGAUAAUCCCUCGCAAAUUGUUGAAAUGUUCGGUGGCAAGCCCGUAAAAGCUAUUAUUGAACAUGUGCGUGAUGGCUCAACAGUACGUGCCUUCUUGUUGCCCGACUUCUACUACAUCACUUUAAUGAUUUCGGGUAUCCGUUGUCCCGGUGUUAAAUUGGACUCUGAGGGCAAACCUGAUUUGAAGAUCAAGGUGCCAUACGUUGAUGAAGCCCGCUACUAUGUGGAAACACGUUUGUUGCAACGUGAGGUAGAGAUUCGUUUGGAAUCUGUUAAUAAUGCCAAUUUCAUUGGUACCAUCAUCCAUCCCAAGGGCAAUAUUGCCGAGUCUUUGUUGCGUGAAGGUUUGGCUAGAUGUGUUGACUGGUCCAUGGCUUUGAUGAAGGGUGGUGCCGAAAAACUACGUGCAGCUGAACGUGUAGCUAAGGAGAAACGUUUACGUUUGUGGCAAGACUAUAAAUCAAAUGCUCCUACAUUCAAUACCAAGGAGAAAGACUUUACCGGUACUGUUGUUGAAGUUUUCAAUGGUGAUGCCAUCAAUGUCAAACUUCCCAAUGGUCAAAUCAAGAAGGUGUUCUUCUCUUCCAUUCGUCCACCACGUGACACUCGUGCUGUUUUCGGCAACGAUGGCGAAGAAGUUGUUAAGGCUCCUCCACGUCCCAAAAACUUCAGACCUCUUUACGAAAUCCCCUUCAUGUUUGAAGCUCGUGAAUUCUUGCGUAAGAAAUUGAUCAACAGGAAAGUUCAAUGCAUUUUGGAUUAUGUAUCGCCUGCCCGUGAUAACUUCCCCGAAAAGUACUGUUAUACCGUACUUAUUGGUGGCCAAAAUGUUGCUGAAGCCAUGGUAGCUAAGGGUUUGGCUUCUGUUGUACGUUACCGCCAAGAUGAUGAUCAACGCUCAUCUUGCUACGAUCAAUUGUUUGCAGCUGAAAACCAAGCCAUCAAGGGCCAAAAGGGCAUGAACGGCAAAAAGGACAAUGCCACCAUGCGUGUCAACGACCUUACCGUCGAUCAUUCCCGCAUCAAGGUUCAAUACUUGCCUUCCUGGCAACGUGCUUUGCGUACCGAGGGUAUUGUUGAAUUCGUAGCCAGCGGUUCCCGCCUCCGUCUUUUCAUCCCCAAGGAUAGUUGUUUAGUUACCUUCUUGUUGGCUGGUAUCUCCUGUCCUCGUUCAUCUCGUCCAGCCUUGAAUGGCGUGCCAGCUCAAGAAGGCGAACCCUACGGCGAUGAAGCCUUGACAUUUACCCGCGAUCGUGUAUUACAACGUGAUGUCUCCGUACACAUUGAUACCACCGAUAAGAACGGCACAUCUGUCAUUGGUUGGUUGUGGACCGACAACAACAUCAACUUGUCUGUUGCUUUGGUCGAAGAAGGUCUCGCUGAAGUUCACUUUAGUGCCGAAAAAUCCGAAUACUACCGCCAACUCAAGGCUGCUGAAGACCGCGCCAAGGCUGCCAAGAAGAACAUCUGGGCCAACUAUGUUGAACAAGUGGUUGAAGAGCAACCCGUUGUUGAGGAGAAAGAAGAGAAAGUACCAGCUGAACGUAAAGUUCAUUUGGAAGAUGUCAUUGUUACUGAAAUCACCGAAACCUUAUCCUUCUAUGCUCAAUCAUGCGCCAGCGGUUCGAAAUUGGAUACUUUAAUGGCUAAAUUGCAUGCUGAUUUCCAAUCCAAUCCACCAAUUGCUGGAGCAUACACCCCCAAACGUGGUGAUCUGUGCGCUGCUCAAUUCUCUGCCGACAAUCAAUGGUACCGCGCUAAGGUAGAACGUGUUCAAGAUGGCCAAGCUACUGUUUUGUACAUUGACUACGGCAACAAGGAGGUUGUACCAUUCACUCGUUUAGCCGCUUUGCCAGCGGGUUUCACUAGUGAGAAACCAUUUGCCACUGAAUAUGCUUUGGCUUUGAUUCAACUGCCCUCGGACAACGAAGAUAAGGAAGAAGCUUUGCGUGCCUUCGCUGAGGAUGUACUCAACCGUAAGGUACAAAUUAAUAUUGAGAUGAAGUCUAGCACCGGUCCUUCCCUUGCAACCAUUCACGAUCCCUCUACCAAUAUCGACAUUGGUAAACAAUUGGUGGCUGAUGGUCUUGUGAUGGUUGAGAAACGUGGCGAACGCAAACUUAGAGAAUUGAUUGAUCAAUACAAAGCUGCCCAACAAGCUGCCUUAAAUGCUCAUUUAGCCAUCUGGAAAUACGGUGACAUUACACAAGACGAUGCGCCCGAAUUCAGCCGCUAAAGACGCAUUUUUCUUGCGCAUUUAGCUAAAGUUGAAUGUUUGUCUGCCACAUACCCGCCCUUUAAAACAACAACAACAACAUCUACAACAAACAACAACAAUACACGAAAUGAAUAAUUGAUAAACAACAAAACAUUAUUUAAAUGAGAAAAAAAAUAAAAACAAAUUCCCUUUAAAAAACAAAAGAAGAAAUUAAAUAUAUGGUAGAGGUUUAUAUACAACAUUAACAACAAACAAAUAUAUAAAAUUUAAUCGUGUUUUACAAGCUUCCAGUAAAAUAAGUUAAUACUACAACAAAACAAACAAAAAACAAUGUCAGAAAAACACCAAUAACAACAACACAAAAAAGCAACUCAGCAAUCAAUCAACAAAAUUCCUUUUUAUACAUAAAAAUAAAACAAAACUUGAGAAAAAGAUUCUAUACGACGAAUGUGUGUAGAUCGAUCUAAUCUAUUAUGAGGAACUCAUUUUUCAAAUUAUCAACAACAAAAUAUAUUCAAAUAUAUAUAUA